CAUAAGUGUAGUGUUUUCCUUCUACAAGCAUUAAGUUUAUAUAGUUUUUUCAUUAUCAUUAAAUCAAUCGUCUCCUCCUUAAUGCAUUAGUCGAGGCUGGACAAUAAUUUGGUGUACUGUUUCUAGGGUAAUCAUUGUUUUUGGGUUAAUACGUGUAUAGGACUAACCCGCCAGGGCUGCAUCGGCUGAUGUGGCCGUAUCAUCUCACGUCCAGAAAAUGCCUCAAAUUUCACCAUAUCAAAGUUGUGGUAUAAACUUGAUACCUCUAGUUGCAGCUUUGAUCAUGGCUACCAAAAGUGUGAAGGGGAACAUUGUAGAUGUUGCUGACUACUUCCCAGAAGCUAGUGAUGACCUCAGCAAGGUCAUCUGGGGUCAUGCAGUCAACAGCAAAGAAGAAUUGGAGAAGAGCAUUGCAGAUGCAGCCAUGAUGAUGCUUGAAGCAGAUGUGUCUGCUGGGCGCCUGGUUGAACAAGGAGAGGAUGACCCAGUGAUCCCCAUCAUGGCUCAUCCUCCUAGCACAGAGUCUGACCUCUCCCUGGAGAUGUGGAUUGACAAAGUGAUUGAAGCAAAUCAGGAUGGGAAGAAGAAAGGAGCCAAGUUGGAUUUCAAGGAUCUGACUAUUGUGAAGGAGAGCCUCGAGCUGCUCAAGAGUCGCACAGAACAAAUCAAUUUCCCUUUGUGGUUAAAUGCUGACAUACUUAAGGGUCCAGUGGAGAGCACUGCAGUGCCCCUUGAUGCUGGCAAGUUCCUUACCUGGUGUUCUGAGUCUUUCCCUCAGGCAACACUGUCAAUUGGAUGGACAACAAGAUUCACCUCAGCUGAUGACGAGGCUGGAGCUUACACAAAGGAAAUGGUGGAAGAGAUGUCAGAUACACUGGAGGCCAACAGCAUCGCUCAGCCCAUCACCUUUCCAAUUCGCGCUGCUUUUGUCGGACAGUCGUUGGAGUCACUGGAGUGGUUGGUGGAUAAUAUUCCUGACUGCAGCGUUAGUGUGUGGAGUUCCCCCUCAGAUGACAUUGAUGUACAAGCGCUUAUUGCUCUCCGUGAAAAUGUUGGCUCCGAUACCGUUUACUUUGACCUUCCUGAAGAUCAACAGAAAGCCUUUGAUGAAGUCAAGGACAGAGAGAGUAGUACCUCAGCUGCUAGGUUCCAGUUUUUGCCACAGAACACCUCAGCCUGGGCCACGGCUGGUGUUGCCCUGGCAUCAGCUUUAGCUGCUCUCUAUUUGUAUGAAUAAAGAGUUGCCUUUUAUUAGUGGCUACUCUUUUGUUUUGUUAUUGGACCAUUUAUGAAGAGCUUCCAUGAAAGUUAUUGCUAUUUACUGUGCCUUAAUAUUGUGAAGUACAAUCAUAAUAGCUUACAUGUUGAUAUAACUGCAUCAUACUUUAUUCCUCUUAAGUACAGUCAUUUAAGGGCUACCAGUGAGAGAUGUAAGGAUAUAUGUUUUACUACAGUGCAAGACAAUCAUAAAAGACCUCAGAAUUGUGUGAGUACGUACGAGACCUCUUACUGAUUUGAACACUCGGAUUGUCACACUAACUUGGAAGCACAUUCCAGCCACAGUGCCAGAAUUGUGGGCCACUAUUUCAGUUUUCAUUAUUAUAGGUUGGACCGUGAUAAUCCUCAGUUCUAUUAUUUGUCUCAAAUGUAUAGUUAUGUUUUAUUGGUUUCUGUUUUAACAAAAUGAGGAAAAUACUUUUAAACAAUAGUGAAGGAAAUCAUAAGUUUAUUUCUUAAAAUUAAAAAAUUGAACUUUACCAUGCAAGUCUGUAGAUAGCGUUGUAUAAUGUUUAUGAUAUUGGUAAAUAAUUGUGUGAUCCCAUAAUAUACAUGUCAUUAAGUGAACACCAUAUCCUUCAAGCAUUAUGUUUUGAUAUACCAUGUUGUUAAGAUUGAAAAGAAAAACUAGAGGAAAUAUGCUCUGCUACCUUUGAAGAGGUUGUCAAUUUUGGCAUCACAGAGAGGACCAACCAUACUGAAAUAAUACUUUUGAGGGGAGGUUGGGAUUGUGUAACUGUACUGUAGAUGGUCUUCAACAGUUAAAUGGCGGAGUACAGUAGAAAUAUGUGUGAUGUAAAGGACUCCUGUAGAUACCAUAGUAUAGUAGUGGUACACUUUUGUUUGCUAUUCAUUCCUGCCCUAUCUUGCAGACCCUCUGUGUUGGUGACGAUGGAAAUAUUUAUUCGCGUUAACAACCCAGAUUUGUGUUUUUAAUGGGGUAGGUUCGUGUUUGUCUUGCACAUGUAGAAAUAUGUUUAUCUAUAUUGCUGUUUUUUUGUUUAUACUGAGGAAGUGUAGGAAUAUGGAAUUUAAUAUCUUGGUAUAUAAAUAUGAAUGAAUAUUGGGUUUAAAUUCACUUUCCCAUGUGUACCCUCUUCCUUUCACUUAGUCAGUAGUGUGGAAAAUGGCAACCUUUGCACAGCUCAGUUUGGUCAGUUCCAGCAUAAAUUUGUCCUAUUAAUAAUUUAAGGUAACUAACCUCAUAUACACACACCACACAGGGCAUUCAUAUUACAUUUAUCCAUUUUUAGUUUAGUUUGUAAUAAGAAAAUUGUUGGUUUUAUCUUUGUUAUGCCAUAUAGUUAUUAAAAAUUCUUAGCACAUGUAGGCAACACUUUUUGGUUUGUCUUAUAAAGUAGAGGGAGAAUAUCACAUCCAGGGUAAGUCAUGUUGUGCUUUACUACCUGUAUUUGGUUUCUUAAUCUGUAUUCGUGCAAAUUUAAGUUCUUUCAAAUACAUCUUCUAAAAGGUAGUAUUUAUGAUUCCUGCAAACUUACAAUGCAGAAGAUAUUACAAGUUUACUAGAUACUGUAGAUUUACUUUCCUAAUCUUAAACUGCCUUGUGUAAUUAACAAUAGACAGUUGUAUUGGUGAGGAAUAGAAUAUAGAGGUCAGUAAGUGGACUACUAUAAGGUAUCCUGCACUUACUCUGGUGUAGUGCUGUGGAGUAUGACCCAGAGGAUGUGACUAGGGCAUGGCUGAGCUUUACAUUACUGUACUGUACACGCUAAAUACAUCCUUUUGUAUAGUUCAUGAAAGCACUGUAAUACUUUUGUGCAGUAUUAUAUCUCAUUCUUACUACAUAUUAGAGGACAAUACAUACCACUACUAACUCCACUGCAGUUGACUGUGAUUGACAUGCUCUGACUUGCAUGACUUAGGAUAUGUGAGAAUAUUAAUGAUAGGUUUAGAGGUAUAGGUACUUGUUGAAAUGUAGAUUAAAGUUAAUAUUGUGAAAAUAAUUGACGUUGAUAUUGUUUAAUUUGUGAUAGGAGUGGCUUAGGGGGAAAUGUUUUGUGAAUCAGUAAUUGGAGGUGUUAGGGGCUGUGAAUAUAUCAGUAAAGUGUGGUAAUGGGGUAAGAAGAAAGAAUGCAAGGAACACUCUCACUAACUUUUUAAUACUUUGAGAAAUCACACUAGAAAAUAGGAAGCUUUUAGGUAAUUUCAGUCAUUAUUAUUAUUAUACUCUUUCAUAUUUGAUAAGUAGAUGAUGAUGGUAUAAUUGAGCUCUCUUGAAUUAUUUUAAUAUAUUGUAUGCUUUGCUCCAUUAGACUAAGUACGUUUGUUGCUUCCCAUUUGAUUAGGAAUGGGAUAUAAUUGAUGGAUUAGGAGGUUGACUUCGUGGCCACCCAUCCCUCUAACACGAGAGGGAACAAAACGUUACAGGUUACUGUUCAAAUGGACCCCAUUCCUAUUUGGGGUCUAUUGGAGCUGGAGCUUAAUUGACCAACCACCAAAGACAGAGAUACUUGAGAGGUAAGCCAUAAGUAGUUUAAAAUGAUUACCCAGCUUUAAUUUUGGUAAGGUAGAUGUGGUGGAGGGUAGAAUUUGUCCACGGUAAAAGUUCAGGAUGUGCCCACACCUCUGAUGUGGCUAUAAUCCCUGUAACACCAUCCAUCAGUUGGACCACCUUUGUGUUCUAGAUACUGCACUUGGCUAUUGUUCACAGUGUAAUUUGCUCCAAUCAUGUCUUUAGUUUUGUUCAACUCUUAUAUUUCCUUUGAACACAACGGUUCGUCUUAACUUUCCUCUAUAACUGUACUUAUACUGUAGUGCAAUAAAGUGGUUCCUCCACUUCUGUUUUAGUGAAAUCCAUUUAUAGAAUUUGUCAAUUGGAUUAGACUUUAGUUUACUAAUAUACUGUACUAUGCAUAUCAAAACAUUAAGUGUACACCAUUGUGCUUUGAAGAUGUGUAGAUGGUGAAGUAACUGCCAGCAUUGAGCACUAAGAUUUUAAGUAUUGUAUUUUAAUAUUUUGGUACAAUUCCUAUGAGUUAGACAUUGAGCGUGUACCUUGGAAAAUGAAGCUACAAUGAAAAAUUUAAGUCUGUUUAGUAAUACAGAACAGAGGGCAAUGGUGGGAGUGUGUCAAACUGUUGCUCACUGUGGUACUGUAUAUGAGUGAUAUGUUUACUGUACCACUUGGCAGCAAGUUAGAUUGCAGCUCUAAUUCUCUGUAACAAGAGAAUGAAGAUCUUAUGCUGGAUCAUGCAAAUAUCUCCCUUAUAUGCAACAUUUUAUAAUGUGUUUUGGCAGGUUGAAAAUCUUCAUAGUUUUUUCUUAGUACUGUAUUACAAAAGUUAUCACUCAGUAGCAGUAAAACAUUUGCAUCAGAAAAGUAUCCUUCAAUAUCCUUUAUAUAGAUAAAAUACACUAUUUGUUUAUUGCUAGAUUAUUAUUAAACUUUUAAUUGCAAUUUUGCCUAAGUUAAUUGAUACCAGUCUUAUUUUCUGCUGUCAUUUUAUUUGUGUAUCAGUCAGGUCAUACCUGAGUAUAAAGGUGAAUUAAAAUUGAAAAAAAAAUUGCAUAAAUUUCUUUGAUAUUAACUUUGUAGAUUAGAAAUGAAACACAUUACCUUUUGACUGAUAAAUAAUUUGGAUUGUGAAUAAAUUACAUGAUUAUUGUGUGUAGAACAAGUGACCACUGAGCUGUGUGCUUCUUUGCUAAGUGUUAAUUGGCUGGUUGUGGUGGAGGUGGAGCUAUCCAUACUAUACAAGAUGUAUCAUGACUGCCAAAAUUCAGCAGCUGAUUCCUGAGGUCAUUACCAAUCAGAAAUGUCAUAUGAACAGGAGUCCGAUUCACAACAGGUACGCAACUAUUAGUAGGUAUUUAACUACGGGUGAGAGACGCACUUUGUUCGGCCGAAAUAGCCCAAAGGCGAAGUGGCCAGCAAUCUCCAAUACCAUACCACGCACUUUGCCACUCAGCGUCGGGUCCUACGACGCCUCCUUUUUCCUCAGCGUUGUCUUCCCACUAAAGCUACAGUGUAACCACUAUGCAAACCUUAAAGUAUCAGAACAUCUUCACUUGCAUAUUUUUACAUCCAACCAUAGCUUCCAAACCAGUGAAAAUCAGACCCAUGUUAGUCUAACAUUUCUGAGUGGUACUGACCCUGAGAAUUAGCUGCAGUGGUUUUUAUUUAGCUUCUUUGCUAACAGUAAUGUAUGUCACUGUGCCUUAUUAUGGUUUGUGUGGCUAAUACUGUGGUAUUUAAGUUUAACUAGGUUCAGUUUGAGGUUCAUAUGUUAUUUAAUUUUCAAAUACUGUACUUUGCAUUGUAAAUCCUACGAGUGCUGCGCUUUACUUAAACUUUUCUGGAAGUAACUAUAUUAAGUUGAUUACUGAAAGGAAGAUACUACCAGGUAAAUUCUUCAAAGGUCUUCAUUUUGAGAAAUCUUAAUUGCUGGAAGUAGUACGGUGGAACCUCCAGCAAUCAGCGUGGUUAAGAUCAAAGCUGCUCUAUCUUGGAGUUUUCUGGUCUUAAAGCAGUAAAGGGCCUUGAUUGCCAUUGUAUUUUUUUUAUCCAUGUGAAACAUUAUUGUAUUUUAUCACUCGAACAUCUCGUACUUUGACCAUUUUGUUAGUGGUCUCUUACUGAAAGUCAUUACAAAGUAGUAUGCCUCAUCUUUAUGGACAGUGAUAACUAACACUCAAGAUCCCAGACUCUUUGAGAUGUUGGUGAACCCUUGUGGCCAAGUAGUGUCAGUGAGAGGAGUCUUUAUUAUGUUGUUUGCAAGGCCAAUCUGCCUUUUCAUGUGAAGGCCCAAAGCCAGUAAACCUUCACUCCAUGUUCUGGGGGAAUGUUGUUUUGUCGUGUCUGUCCAUGUGAACCACCCAAAAUUAUUUGUAAGAUGAGGCAAAAAAUAUCCAGAAACUAGAGAGGAAAUUUUGUGGGUUUCCUUGAAUUAUUUGAUAAAGAGUUUUCAACCAGUGGAGACGUGUGUUUCAGAAACUCAACGUCUCCUAUUUCUUUAUUUUGUAGAUGUAACUUGCAUGGACUAGAGAGAAGGUAUCAGGGCAGCAGGUCUUGGGGUUGUCUGACUCUUGGUAUCAUUAUAAUCCAAAAACCAAGGUUAGCAAACUACUGGAGUGAUUUUUCAUGUAAAUUAUGCAUCUUGCACAAUUGUAUGUGUGAACCAUGUAGGAGAUAACAAAAUCUAAUCCAAUGUUCUAAUAUCUUCUGUAUCAUUAAUUAUUUAGUAAAGAUUACCUGUUGGAGACAACUUAAAACAGAAUGCAUCGUAGCAGGAAAGGCUGGUAUGAAUGACAAACAAUAUUAAUUUUAUGAAUUUUGAAGCUUGAUUAAUAAGAAUUUUACUGUGGCACUGAAAAUAUAGGAAUAUACUGUUACCAUAUUUGGUGAGCUGAAGCUUAAAAUCCUAGUGUUGAUCCUUGAUGGUUUACAUGGGUAAUGUAGCAAAGCAAAUUAUAUGUUCAUAAAACUGUGGCAUGUUGUAUGAGACGAUGAAAGUAUGUAUACCUGACAAGUUCUCACAAGAUAGCGUAAGUGACUAGAUGAAUGACAAGUUAGUGUGGGAUGCUGUUAAUGAUUGUGACCAAAGCAUGAUUCUGAUAACAAUAAUGUGUUUCAUGUAACAUUUUAGAAUGGUGUGUGUGACUACAUUACUUCAAUAUGUAUGUGAUACUUUCGCAUCUUCCACAUGAUUAUAUUUCGUAAAUUGCUCUGUAUAACCCAAAUUUUUGUACUAUGCUGCACAUUACCAAUUUUUCCAUAGUAGUUUAUAAGAUGGUCAAGUUAAUUAGUUGCAUCUGCUGUUGUAUACAUUAAACAUUCUAUAACUUGUUUUACGAGAUUGAUACUAUAACAUUUUGUUACCAGUACUGUUGUAGAAUGUCUUUCAUCAUGAGGUGAAGGAAUGUUGUGAUGAAUUGUGUUACAUAAACUAGAAUGUUACUGUUGUGUAAGCACUGAUAGAAUGUAGAGUACAAGGUAAUUUGCUUUAAAAUUGGUUUAGGAUUUUCCUGGCUUAAGUACGUAUGUUAUAUUAGCAAUGGGUGGUUGUGAAUGAGAAUCCUGCUGUGUUGCCGAGUGCUACCUUGAGAAUAGUCUCCAAAGUUUGAUACUGUACUUACAUAUGGUAGUUGGACGCAAGUAAGGUAACUUUAUCUCACACUUGCAUUGGUUCUGAAUCACCUGGAAACUUGUUCAAAUGUUUUAGCCAUGGCACAGGGUACAUCAUUGAAGAAUCUUUCUGGACUAGAUCUUCUGUGUACCCUCCAACAAUGCUUUUAUAUAUAUUUACUCUUCUGUUUAUUAUUUACCCACAUUAUAUUUUAAUAAUCAUAGCUAAUAAAAUUUGCAGUCCUGC
This is a messenger RNA of Homarus americanus (American lobster), 7610 nucleotides long. Its product is annotated as protein FAM151B-like. The record is from RefSeq and is a predicted model, not a curated record. The transcript is spliced from 7 exons. NCBI's taxonomy places the organism in Eukaryota, Metazoa, Arthropoda, Malacostraca, Decapoda, Nephropidae. The coding region runs from base 218 to 1237 and encodes 339 amino acids.